Gavialis gangeticus (Gharial) is the source of this 5586-nucleotide messenger RNA. RefSeq names its product TBC1 domain family member 24 (gene TBC1D24). The record is from RefSeq and is a predicted model, not a curated record. The coding region runs from base 13 to 1758 and encodes 581 amino acids. Lineage: Eukaryota; Metazoa; Chordata; Crocodylia; Gavialidae. The transcript is spliced from 7 exons.
AAGUAUGCAUCCAUGAAAGGCCCAGUAAAGUCUUUAUCUCCCUGUCCUUCUGUAAGAACAAUUUGUGCAGGCAUGGAUGAGUACAGCCGCUUUGUGGAUUGGGACAAGAUGGAUGCCAGCAUCCAGAACCAGGACCCAAAGGAGUUAACUUGCACAGAGUUCCAGGAACUGAAACAUCUGGCCCGACAGGGCUACUGGGCCAAGAACCACUCUUUGCGAGCCAAAGUAUACCACAGACUCAUUAGUGACAUUCCAUGCCGCACAGUGACACCAGAUGCAAAUGUGUACCGUGACAUUGUUGUGAAGAUAGUUGGCAAACGUAAUAGUGGCACCCUCCCACUGCCAGAGUUUGUGGAUAAUAGCCUGGUUCCCACUUAUUGCUUGAAUGCUGAGGGCAUUGUGGCUGUCAGGAAGAUAAUUUCCUGCCUUGCUAAUCAAUUCCCUGACAUAUCAUUCUGCCCAGCACUGCCUUCUGUAGUUGCUCUGCUCCUCCACUACAGCCAGGAUGAGGCAGAGUGUUUUGAGAAGGUGUGUCGCAUCCUUGCUUGCAAUGAUCCCUCCAAGCGCCUCAUUGAUCAGACUUUCCUGGCUUUCGAGUCCUCCUGUAUGACCUUUGGUGACUUGGUUAACAAGUAUUGUCAGGCAGCACACAAGCUGAUGGUAGCAGUAUCUGAGGAUGUGCUAGAAGUAUACUCUGACUGGCAACGGUGGCUCUUUGGAGAACUGCCAAUGGUAUAUAUUGCUCGGGUCUUCGAUGUAUUUCUGGUGGAGGGUUACAAGGUGCUCUACCGGGUUGCACUGGCCCUUCUCAAAUUCUUUCAUAAAGUAAGAGCUGGGCAACCUAUGGAGUCAGACAAUAUACAACAGGACAUUCGCACUUUUGUGAGGGACAUUGCCAAGUCAGUGUCUCCUGAGAAGCUCCUGGAAAAAGCCUUUGCCAUACGACUUUUUUCCAGGAAGGAAAUCCAGCUUCUACAGAUGGCCAAUGAGAAGGCCUUGCAGCAGAAAGGCAUCACAGUCAAACAGAAGAGUGUUACAGCUCCUAAAAGGCAAAAUGUUCACUUGGCAGUUCAUGCCGAGAACUUCAAGUCUGAAAUAGUCAGUGUGAAAGAAAUGAGAGAUAUCUGGUCAUGGAUCCCAGAGCGCUUUGCACUUUGUCAGCCCCUUUUGCUUUUCACCACUUUGGAGCAUGGUUGCAGCCUGAACAGGUUUUAUUCUCACAUUGAGGGACAUGAGCCAACUCUUCUCCUGAUCAAGACGACAGCCAAAGAGGUCUGUGGAGCAUAUUUAUCAACAGACUGGAGUGAGCGCAGGCGAGGAGGAAAUAAGCUGAGUUUUUUCGGGACAGGAGAGUGCUUUGUGUUCAGGUUGCAGCCAGAAGUGGAACGCUAUGAGUGGGUGAUAAUCAAGCACCCAGAGCUGGCAAUGGCUGGUUCUGAACGAGGGAGUCAUUCCACACCGGCUUCCAAUGCCACAUCCUUCAGUUCUGUCCCCUCAGACCCAUCAGAUCGCCUUUCCCCCUUCCUAGCUGCUCGGCACUUCAACUUGCCUUCCAAAACAGCUUCUAUGUUUAUGGCUGGCAGUACCGAGUGUAUCAUCAUAGGAGGUGGUGAUGGCCAAGCUCUUUACCUCGAUGCAGACCUGAACCAUGGGAGAACCAGCCACUGCAAUACCUUCAAUAAUCAGCCACUGUGCUCUGAAAACUUCCAAAUCUCUGUUUUGGAGGUAUGGGGGUUCAAGGACACCUUGAGUGUCUGAGCCCCCGAACAAGCUCCCAAUGUCUCAGAAUUCUCAAGACAGACAAAUAGUAAUGUAAGAGCCAAGCUAGCACAAGUUGUCUUGGGCUCAUUAUCAUUUAAUACUGACUAAAGAGCAUGCUAAAUGUAGGGCUUAGCUGUUUACUUGUUGCAUAGAAAGAUGCAAUAGUAAAGGGCUAGAUGAUGCAGCUGGUUAAUUCCUUAGCUGUUUACCUCUAGAGACCUGGGUUCAAAUACCACUUUCAGUAACAAGUGGGAAUAUGGUGAUUUCAGUCUGCUCCAAAGCAGAAUUCUGUCCAUAUCGUAGAAUCACCACACAUACCAAUGCAGUUCAGGUCUAAGGCCCAGGACAUGCUAAGUGGAACUGAGGUAUGUUGGCAUGGCACUUGUACAGUGCCUGACUUAAGCCAGUGAUGUCAAGCUUUUGACUUGCAGGAACACCCUACAAAAUAUUUGAGACAAGACAGUGGUUUAUAAGAUCAGUAUCCUUCUACAAAGAGACUCUAACUGUAGUUCUUAUAGCCAGGCAGGCUCAGGCGGUCCUUUUCAUCACUUCUUCAUGAACAAGUUAAAAAAGCUCUCGACUUGUGAAAGGAACAGUGAUUGUUAAUUAUGUUUUUCCUUGCAUCUGAUAUCCGCUCGUGUUCUAAUUUCAUUUUCCUGUGGAGUUUGCUCCUCUGUAAAAGGUAUUGUCUGGACAAUGGUUUCUCAGAGGGCUGACUUUGUGUUUACAUUCUUAUUCCAUAUCAGCAUAAUGACUUCAAAUUAUAAUAUGACUUGUGGGUCAGGCAGCUAAAAUCAGCAGGGUAUAUGCAGUGUACAAAUUCUCAUCUGUUUUCAUUUGUCAAGGCAGCUAAGAUGAGGCUUUGCACCAGGAAGUGAUAACUGUCACAGUGGGACAAUCGGGGGGGGGGAAAUUGAGGCAAUGUUGAAUAUAGUACCUCAGUUAUUUUUCUAAAGGGAAAUUGAUACGGCGAGGUGAUUCUUCUUCUGAUGCAGAAAACCAAGCAUACUUAUCAAUAUCAGUCUUAUGCCUGGGAUUGUACAAGUUCCUGAGAGAGGCUGUAGGGGAUGCUGUUCCUCUAUCUCAUGUGCCUGCCAGGUGAGACUAAUGCUUCAUCUAGUUCCUCCUCCAUGUGAAAGGCAAGCUGCUUUGCUAGCAAUGCCUUUUUGGUGCAGGUUAGACAAGGCAGAAAAGGCUUCUCUUGCUCUUAAGUUCUUCUGGGUCUCUUCCCCAACUGUGCUUUGUUAUCUUGAGUGAUUUAAAAGUGAUUUCCCAUUGCAUGAGAUUUAAUUAGCUGCCUGGAUUUGGGACUGGUACGUACUAAGCAGGGGGAGGACAUUUCAAUGCUCCAUUGGGGACCACUAUGAGCAAAAACAUUGGGGAAUUCUCUAAAUAGCUCAGACAGCUCACCAGUAAGGGGGAGAUCUCUAACUAAAUGGAGGAAAGGGGGAAUGCUAUUUCUUCUGGAGAUGUACAUCUAGAUGACUGCACUAAACUGGGGACUCUUAAUGGUUAUUUUUUAUGCUGGAUUUCUUUCAUAAAGCAAAAUCAAAAUGUGUAGUCCCAAUCAGUGGCUCAGUGGACUAAGCAAGGUCUUGUUAGAAUCCAGUAACCACAGAAGAGUCCAGUUCAGCUGACUGGCUUGCUCAGUCUUCCUGCACACUGUAGAUGCCUGAUGCAAGCUGUAUUGUAUGGAGCAAGCUUCUGGCACCUAGCCUUGCACCUGGCAUAGGUAGCUAGGAGUCCAAUGAGUGAAGUUAUCGCAUUGCCUACAUUAGUUCCCAGGUUUUAAUUGACUAAACCAAGACCCUUUCUCCUCCAGGUAGUCUUAAAGCACAGGUUCACUCCUGUGGUCUCAGGGUUCUGAAAUGUCAGUAUUCACUCCUUAAGCCUACCAGAAGGAGUAUAAGCCACACACUAACCAAUAGGUUACAAAGGCAAGCAGUCAUAGUCCAGUAUUCCCUGCAAAAGUUGCACACACAAAUUUUGUGCACAGCUGCCUGCUAUCAAAUAUGUCUUAUUCAAAAUACUGUUUCUUUUUGUGUCCAGCUUUUUGAGGAGGAAAACAGACUGUCCUGCUGGCAGUAUAAGGAGCCACUUUGAAGACAGAUUUCCACCCACUGAAAUGGAGGGAUCCUUGGAAAUAGGAACAGGGAAAGUUCACUAGUUUAGUUCAAGCAUAGUUUAGUUCAAGUCCCAAGUACAGUAUCCCAAAUCUUUGUCUUGGGAGUAAAUCAGCCAGUUCCCAGAUGGUUCCUGCCCAAGAUGGUUAAUUGCACUGAUAGUUUGGAGGGCUCCAGUCCCUGAAAUGAGAUCUGGACCUCCUACCAAAGUGAAGGAGAAAAUAACCAAGGUGACAGAUUUAUAUUUAGUAGGUUGAGCUCCAGAUAGCUCCUCUUCAGCCAGAUCACUGUUCAGGUAUCACUAGAAGGAUUCCUAAACCUCCUACUGCUCUCCAGGUGAUGCUGCUGAGUAUAGCCUGGGAAAACAAGUGAGCACUGUGUUCCAUAGGCAGUCACUUCAUUAACUGCUCUGACAUGGGUAGAUCAUAUCUCGGUAGUGGGCAAUAUAAAAAUCCCCUUGGUGCCUUUAACUCGUUGUGUCUGCUUCUCAAAAUAAGACUUCUCCAGAUUGGUACUUGGCCUGAAAAGGCAGUGGCCUGGAGGUGGUGGGGUGUGGUUAAUGCAUCUUUUUACAGAGCUGGGAGCAGCUGAUACAAUCCAACUGCACCUGUUACUAUUGAUGGAAAAGAGCCUUGACAAUCAUACAGUGUUUUACAAGCUCCUGGCAAGUGCUGCCUUCUGCCUGUCAGAUAUUGGAAAGUAAAUGCCAUAUCACUCUUUGUAACUUAUUAAUACCCUAUCAUCUUUGCUUGGGCAAAGGAUUCAUUCAGAUAUCUUUAGAGGGAUCUUCUAAAUAUAUUUUCCCUGGCCCUCGUCCUCCCAGAUUGUCUACAAUUUGCUCUCUCCCUCGAGUUGUUUGUUGGCAAGAGGAAAGGACUUUUGCCUAAAGCAAUUCACUUUACUUUAUUCUGUCUGCAAAAUACAGCCAGAGAUCAGCAGAAAUGUUUUAAUUUUUACUUCUCCCUCCCACCUCUACUGUACAUAGCAAUAGAGUUUAAGUGUCAUAGUUAUCUUGCUCCUCAAAUCAUGUCUGAAAAGUCCCUUCCCUCUCUUCCCUCAGAGUGUUUGGGUGGAAGCAUGACCUCAUGAAAUAGCUGGAAUAGAAGAAGCUGGUGUGACAAAUCUGGUUUUAGAAAUACUAGCAUGAUUUUUUUUCUUCCAUAAAACCUGAAGGAGGUUAGGCAUUCAUUUCUACCAAAAAUCUAUGGGAUUUAGGCACCUGACUCUCAGGCCCCUUAGAAAACCAGGGUAAUAGCGGCUUCUAAACCCUUGCACAGCUAGGGCCCAUAAUAAACCCUUAGAACAUAUAUAGGUAGUCAUUUGCGGAAAGACGGCAAGCUAAAAUUAAGUCUCCAUAAAGGAGGUCAUUACAAUGGGUGUUGGAUGUCUGUGGCUAGUAGUUUCUAAGGAAACAUCUUAGCAGUUGGAAAGGGAAUAUAAACGUUACCUUUGGAGCACUUUUGUCGGGGGGGAGGGAAGCCAUUAUACAGAGUGGGCCUUGUGCUGGGAAGGUCCUGUUGCAUGAAUCCUGCUUUGGAAAUGGUGGCUCACAAGCCUGUGAACUUGUCACAGAAGUAACUUCUGCCAGAUGGAUAGGGAAGCUGAUCAUAUCUAGUACUCUAUUUCUUUGUUCGUAUCAAUACCAGCAGCAUCAGUUUGCAAGAGUUGGUGCUAAAAAUGCCAUUAAGGCAAGUAUUUAAGA